Molecule: messenger RNA, 2484 nt
Organism: Verruconis gallopava
Lineage: Eukaryota; Fungi; Ascomycota; Dothideomycetes; Venturiales; Sympoventuriaceae
Product: phosphoribosylformylglycinamidine cyclo-ligase
Exons: 4
Coding region: 92-2239 (715 amino acids)
Biological process (GO): 'de novo' IMP biosynthetic process; adenine biosynthetic process; L-threonine metabolic process
Cellular component (GO): cytosol
Molecular function (GO): ATP binding; homoserine kinase activity; phosphoribosylamine-glycine ligase activity
Source: RefSeq, a predicted model, not a curated record
CACGAGAUGCCAAAAAGUUUUUUGAGAUCUCUUCAAGCGGACGCAUUCUGCGCAGCAUUGCGCUCCUCCUCUCGCCACAAACGCAUUGAUCAUGAUAACCAUUCGCAUACCCUGCUCUUCUGCCAACAUUGGCCCCGGUUUCGACGUCAUUGGUCUCGCCCUUUCGUUAUGGACGGAGAUCAAAGUCACGUUCGAAAACCCAGAUCAGGCUGAUCCAAACGCACAAUGGCCUGUAAUAACGUACGAGGGAGAUAGCGCAGAAAAUGUCAGCCUAGUGCCCGAGGAGAAUCUUAUCACACGCACAGCAAUAUACGUGCUCCGAUGUCACGGUCAGCGCAACUUUCCAGCAGGCACACACGUCCAUAUUAAGAACCCCAUCCCACUCGGCAGGGGCUUGGGCUCCUCUGGCGCAGCCGUAGUGGGUGGUGUCGCUCUUGGAAGUGAAGUUGGAAAGCUGGGCUUGUCGAAGGCACGGAUGUUAGACUAUUGUCUCAUGAUAGAGAGACAUCCAGACAAUGUAGCGGCAGCACUAUAUGGUGGGCUGGUAGCAGCAUAUCUCAAUGAACUGGACCCUAAAGAUGCUGAACGGAUCGAGAUUCCUCUGAGCGAGGUACUACCUGAGCCUGCAGGAGGUGUUGACACAGGCCUCAAGCCCCCAGAACCGCCAUACAACAUUGGGCACUACAAAAAAUUCAAAUGGUCCGAGCAGAUCAAAUGUAUAGCCAUCAUACCACAUUUCGAAGUCGCUACUGCAGACGCCCGGCGAGUCCUACCGGACAGCUAUUCACGCAAGGAUCUCGUCUACAACAUGCAACGUAUCGUAGUUCUUUCAACCGCCCUGGGUGAAACACCGCCAGACCCAGAUACAAUAUACUUCGCUAUGCAAGACCGUGUUCACCAACCGUACCGCAAGAAGCUGAUUCCCGGUCUUCCCCAGAUUCUGCAAUCCGUCACACCGAAAAGCCACCCGGGCUUACUCGGAAUCUGUCUUUCCGGCGCAGGGCCCACAAUCCUCGCACUCGCUACGCAUGACUUUGAGAAUAUCGCGAAUCGAAUUAUCAGUCAGUUUUCGCUAGAGAACAUCACAUGUGAAUGGAAGCUGCUGGAGCCAGCUGAGGAUGGACUCACCAUCUCCUACGGACAUGACGAAGCGGGUGUUUCUGUGGACAGAGAAAGUACGCCUAUGACUUAUGCUGGUGCUGGCGUAUCGAUAGAUGCCGGGAAUCAGCUUGUGGAACGUAUCAAGGCUUCUGUAUCGUCUACGAAGCGAAGUGGCACCGAUGCGGUAAUCGGUGGGUUUGGUGGUUCAUUUGACCUUCAAGCAGCCGGUUACGAUGACACCCCCGUCUUGAUUCAAGCUAUUGACGGCGUCGGCACGAAGCUAAAGAUUGCCUUCGCUGUUGGCAAGUACGAUACUGUGGGUAUUGAUCUUGUUGCUAUGAACGUCAAUGAUCUGGUCGUUCAAGGUGCUGAGCCGCUCACCUUCUUAGACUAUUAUGCAUGCGGAGCUUUGGAUGUCGACCAAGCUGCCGCAUUUGUUGAGGGCGUUGCCGCAGGAUGCAAGGAAUCAGGAUGCGCUUUGAUAGGAGGCGAGACGGCUGAAAUGAGUGGUAUGUAUAGCAAAGGCGAGUUCGAUGCUGCAGGUUGUGCUACUGGUGCUCUACGGAAAGGAGAGAAAGUGUUACCGGAUAAGGAAAGCAUGCAAGAAGGGGAUAUUCUCCUUGGCCUCGCAAGCAAUGGUGUGCAUUCAAACGGUUUCUCUCUGGUGCGAAAAAUUAUCGAACGCGCUGGGCUGGACUGGAAGGACCAGGCUCCCUGGGAUCAGAGCACCACUGUUGGUGAAGCACUCCUUGCGCCAACACGCAUAUAUGUGAAGUCGUGUCUGGCAGCUUCACGACGAGGUCUUUUGAAGGGAAUGGCACAUAUUACGGGAGGUGGAAUCACCGAAAACGUACCAAGAAUGCUACCAAAUCACCUUUCGGCAUCAUUUGAUGCGAAAAAUUGGGACGUGCCGGCCGUGCUAAGCUGGCUCAAGAAAGCAGGUAGCGUGGAGAACAACGAAUUUGCACGAGUAUGGAACACAGGCAUUGGAAUGGUUAUCGUGGUAGCCAGGGAGAAGGUUGAUGAAGCCAGAAAGAUUCUGGAAAGUGAAGGGGAGAAAGUGUUUGAAGUUGGUGUGCUGAAGAAGCACGAUGGAAGGGAGAGUUGUGAGAUCAAGAACAUGAGUGUUUGGAAUUAGAUAUGACUUGGUGCGACGAUUUCAUUUGCAGAUCCACAGAAUCAAAUAGGAUGAAGCUUGUGGAGAGCCACCACAUACGAGCGCUUGAAUAUGUUGCUUGCAAUGUUAGAUAUGCAUGGCUGAAUGGGCUUGUUGCGCACGGGUUGUGUCCCAGCUCUGAAGAUGUACAUUCUUGCGCUUCUCUACAAGGCACGGAGUAUUACUGAUGUCCUAGCCGAGCUUCCUCAUGAUUCACAACGUUCGAC